AUGGAAGGACCCGCCGGUCGCAGAGAGGUACAGUCACAUGGCACAUCAUGGUUGUGGCUUCCUCUCUUCGUUGCUCGUUCUAGUGAUGAGACCGAGCCUGGACGGCCGCAUCCUCGGCGUCGGAGAAGUCUGUUCCAAACAGGCAACAUCUGCAUCCCGGGCUACCACAAGGACCCCGCAGCCACCGCGAAGCUGUUCCGCGGCGGCGUCCUCUACUCCGGCGACCUCGCCGGGCAGCACCCCGACGGAUCUGUACAGAUCCUCGACCACAAGAAAGACUUCAUCGUCUUCGGCGGCGAAGACGUCUCCUCGGUCGCCCUCGAGACCGCCCUCACCCGCCACCCCGCCAUCCUCGAGGUCGCCUGCGAUGUUGUCACGCAUACCAUCUACGGCGCAGUCCCCAAGGCGUACGUCAAGCUCCGGAGCCGUCAACCACCACCACCACCUCCGUUACUAUCAUGA
Dissoconium aciculare CBS 342.82 is the source of this 462-nucleotide messenger RNA. Its product is annotated as acetyl-CoA synthetase-like protein. Bases 1 to 462 code for a protein of 153 amino acids. The record is from RefSeq and is a predicted model, not a curated record. Lineage: Eukaryota; Fungi; Ascomycota; Dothideomycetes; Mycosphaerellales; Dissoconiaceae. The transcript has a single exon.